AUGUUUCCGCGAAGUAAAUCAAAGUGGAAGCCAAAACCUGGAGGUUAUAUCUUUAUGUAUGUCUUGCGAUAUGAUUUGUUCUGGCAAUCUCAUCCGUUUACAAUUGCUGACUUCGACGAUGAACACCUCAUUGUAUACGCUGCUGUGAAACAAGGAAUUACUGCUGUUCUUAAAAAUGCUAUUGAAGCUCAGUCUGAGAAAGAGUGUACUACUCCAGUACUUCUUGAAGGUCAGUACGGUAGCCGGCUACGAUUGGGCAGCUACGCCACGGUCGUGUACAUAGCUGGCGGGCUAGGCAUUACUGCAUUAAGUCAAACAAUAUUGUCGAAUACGGAGCAGAAACAAUCAAAGCUUAUCUGGGUCAUCACAGACAAAUAUCCCUUAGAGUGGUUCUCUGAACAAUUGAGGAAAAUUAAAGAUCUAGGUACUUUAACCCAAAUAGAUAUCUACUAUACCAGAACACACGGCGAAAGCGUCAAAGUACCCAACAGUAGUCCAGCCAAUUCCUCAACUAAAACUCUUUAUGGGACUUGUGCAAGCUCACAGUGCAACAAGGAGGUGUCUGCUAUAACCGCACUCAAUUUUCAUUAUUAUAAACCCGAACUGAGGCUUCUAGUGUCGAACGAAAUGAUAAAAGAGGAUGCAGGUACAAUUGCAUUUGUCACAUGCGGUCCAGGGUCGAUGUCAGACGGCGUCCGAGUGGCAGUUUCUGAUCAACUUCUUAAUUCAGUUGCUCGAGUUGAUUAUUUUGAAGAGAAUUAUUCUUGGUAG
Sugiyamaella lignohabitans is the source of this 771-nucleotide messenger RNA. RefSeq names its product Fre5p (gene FRE5). NCBI's taxonomy places the organism in Eukaryota, Fungi, Ascomycota, Dipodascomycetes, Dipodascales, Trichomonascaceae. Gene Ontology annotation, biological process: iron ion transport; intracellular iron ion homeostasis; copper ion import. The record is from RefSeq and is a predicted model, not a curated record. The coding region runs from base 1 to 771 and encodes 256 amino acids. The transcript has a single exon. Gene Ontology annotation, cellular component: plasma membrane. Gene Ontology annotation, molecular function: ferric-chelate reductase activity.